Echinops telfairi (small Madagascar hedgehog) is the source of this 4570-nucleotide messenger RNA. RefSeq names its product heat shock protein family A (Hsp70) member 13 (gene HSPA13). Gene Ontology annotation, cellular component: nucleus; cytoplasm; cytosol. Lineage: Eukaryota; Metazoa; Chordata; Mammalia; Afrosoricida; Tenrecidae. Gene Ontology annotation, biological process: vesicle-mediated transport; protein refolding; cellular response to unfolded protein. Gene Ontology annotation, molecular function: heat shock protein binding; ATP-dependent protein folding chaperone; ATP binding. The transcript is spliced from 5 exons. The record is from RefSeq and is a predicted model, not a curated record. Bases 30 to 1445 code for a protein of 471 amino acids.
UCAUCCCCAGAUGCUUCGGUGGGACUGUAAUGGCCGGAGAGAUGACCAUCUUAGGCUCAGCUGUUUUGACUCUCUUGUUGGCUGGCUAUUUGGCACAACAGUAUUUGCCCUUGCCAACUCCAAAGGUGAUUGGCAUUGACCUUGGUACAACUUACUGUUCUGUUGGAGUGUUUUUUCCUGGUACAGGAAAAGUGAAGGUCAUUUCAGAUAAAAAUGGGCAUAACAGCAUACCCAGUAUGGUAUCCUUUACUGACAACGAUGUAUAUGUGGGCUAUGAAAGCUUAGAGCUGGCAGAUUCAAACCCUCAGAACACAAUAUAUGACGCCAAAAGAUUCAUAGGCAAGAUUUUCACCCCAGAAGAGCUAGAGGCGGAAGUUGGCAGAUACCCAUUUAAGGUUUUAAAUAAAAAUGGAAUGGUUGAGUUUUCUGUGACAAGUAAUGAGACGAUCACCGUCUCCCCUGAGUAUGUCGGGUCUCGGUUAUUGUUGAAGUUAAAGGAAAUGGCAGAGGAAUAUCUAGGCAUGCCAGUUGCCAAUGCUGUCAUUUCUGUACCAGCAGAAUUUGAUCUGCAGCAGAGAAAUUCAACAGUUGAAGCUGCUAACCUUGCAGGACUGAAGAUCUUGAGGGUCAUCAAUGAACCCACAGCCGCGGCUAUGGCCUACGGUCUGCACAAGGCUGAUGUCUUUCACGUCUUGGUAAUAGAUUUGGGUGGAGGAACACUAGACGUGUCGUUGCUGAAUAAACAAGGAGGAAUGUUUCUAACCCGAGCAAUGUCUGGAAACAACAAACUUGGAGGACAGGACUUCAAUCAGAGGUUGCUUCAGUACUUAUAUAAACAGAUCUAUCAGACGUACGGCUUCCUUCCCUCCAGGAAAGAGGAAAUCCACAGAUUAAGACAAGCUGUGGAGAUGGUUAAAUUAAACCUCACGCUUCACCAGUCGGCACAGAUAUCAGCAUUACUUACAGUAGAGGAAAAGGGCAGGCAGGAACCCCAAAGUAGUAAGAUCGAAUUGCCAAAGGACACCCUUUCCCCAGCAGGUGGCCACCAUGAGGACAAUGUGGUUUCAGCUGGUCUUUCUGCAAAGAAAAAUGGAGAAAAUCAGGUGUUGUUUGAAACAGAAAUCUCUCGGAAGCUUUUUGAUACCCUUAAUGAAGAUCUCUUCCAGAAAAUGUUGGUGCCCAUUCAACAGGUAUUAAAAGACGGCCACCUGGAAAAGACUGAGAUUGAUGAAGUCGUUUUAGUUGGGGGCUCUACUCGUAUUCCUCGAAUCCGACAGGUCAUUCAGGAGUUCUUUGGGAAGGACCCCAACACAUCUGUGGACCCUGACCUAGCAGUGGUCACAGGAGUGGCUAUCCAGGCAGGAAUUGAUGGCGGCUCAUGGCCUCUCCAAGUGAGUGCUUUAGAAAUCCCUAAUAAGCACUUACAAAAAACCAACUUCAACUGAAUGAUAUGGGGGAUUAGUGAUUAUUUGGGUUAUUGUGACCUCUCCCCUUUUGUCAGAUCACCUCCAUCUAAGAUUAUCUUUCAGAGUGACCAAGAAGACAACAUUUAGAUACUUGAACAUUUUAGAUAGCAUUUUGUUUAGGAUCAGAUGUGAGCAGCCUAGCCUUUCCAUGGUUUUGGUCACAUCCCGUAUGAUAGAAAAAAAUGACAUAAACUCUGAAGAGCGUGAGUGGCUGCUUUUUUUUUUAUUAUUCUCGAAGGAAAUCUUAAAAUUAGAUUCUGUAGAAAUGAAAUAAUGCCAAUUACAAGAUUUCCAGUUCUUACUAAAUGAUAUUAGCAGGAACUGGUGAUUUCUUUACCUGGUUCUCAUGUGCAACUCUGAAUCUGCCCUAUCCUGGAAAGAGUGUUCAUGUCAGCUAGUUGCAUUGUCCUGGAGAUAACAUCCACCUGCGUAUCUCCUGUCAACUACAUUGUUUCACAAAUUUAACAAUCCGGUGUUGUUUUCAUCUUAAAUAGUCUUUAUUUUUCAGAUUUGCUGAAAAUGUCACACCAUCUUUCUAAAUGAGCUAUAGGUUUCUGUACAUGUUUCCAUAGCGGAUAGUAGAAACAGAAUGAGACUUACUCUCUCAUUCUGCAGUCUGGGCGUCAUUCUCUGCUUGCAUUUCCAGGAUGCAGAUUGCAGAGCUGCAGGAGUAGACGAGCACAGACCCUGGCGAUGAGCUACUGCAUUUGUUUGUUUGUUUGUAUUAGUUUCUUUGGUUAUAGGCCAUGCAGAUUUAAUCUGGCAUUGGGAUGAUAGUGGUACUUGGGUCACGUGUGCUGAAACUUACACCCUUAUUUUUGAAUCGAGACAAGGUGCUCAGUUUUAAAAGGCCUGUCAUUGUUUCCUGUUGUAAUUUAAAAAGUCUUAUUUGGACUAUUCACCCUUGAAGUUGGUGUGUAAUUAGAGUUUAAAAAAAAUUAGAAGCAUUGUGGAAACCAAAUGAAAUGCCGGCAUUUGUAACAGUCUCCCCACCCCCACCCCACCCCUGUGGGGGGAGGGGUUAGGGGGCAGGGAUAUAUAUUUGUGUGUUGUGUGUGUAUAAAUCAGUGUUACUUCUGUGAUGUCCAUGUUAAGAUAUAUAAGUAAACAUCAAAAUAUUUGUCGAAGAUGGAAUGAAAAGAUAAUGGAGGGUAUGGAUAGUUAGUUAAAAGACAGAAACCACACCCAUGGCAAUGUCCUCCCUUUUGUGAGCUUAGCUUCCCCACUGAGCAUCGGUAGAAGCAAGAAGACCUGCUUUUCAGACAUUUUUUACUUUUGAAUUUGGCAUGCCCUCCAGUUUGGGGGAUUUGAUUGUAACCUAUCACUUGAGCUGAUUCCACCAUCUUCUGCAGCUUUAUAGAUGAGGAGAGCCUCCAGACAGAUAGGUGAACUUCAGAUGAUAGAUGAACUUCAGAUUUGGCACCAAACAGCGCUCACAACCCUGUGAGCUGGUUCUUUAACAUUUCAUGAGUACCUUGAGACUACUCAGUGACUCGCUGAGUCCAGGGAUGGAGGGGGGUAAACGAAGGGGAAGAGUGGUGUGGUUAACAUCAGGGACAAUCGAGAGGUAAAAGUACAUUUUGGAAAAGUUGGACAUUUUAGACAUCUUUAAUUUCCACCAACUUGUCUAGAUAAAUACCAUAUUUUGUCAUAGAACAACUGAAUUGAAUGUAAGUCAAUUCAUGUGGUAUUGGUAAAUUCAUUUAUAAAAAGUAAUUGUGAUGUUUCAUUAUUGACAAGAAUAAAACUAUUCUCCAGCCAACUUUUGCCAUUAUCAAUGAUUAAAACACAAAUGUUUUCAAAAGAUAAUGGACUUCUUCCACGAACUUUUGAAGCCGUGUGUGUGUGUGUGUGUGUGUGUGUGUGUGUGUGUGUGUGUGUCUGUGUGUGUGUUAGAAACUUGCUACUAAUAUCUUCAAAAUUAUACCCUGGUGAUCAACAUCUUUGUUAAUGGAAAAUAUUUAUCCUGUACCCAUUGUUGGAUUUGAAAAGAUGGUUGAAUUUUCAAUCAAUGAAAAAUAAUUAAAUUCCAAUAAGAGAAAACAUUGUAGUAUUUUGUAGGAAAAGCUAAAUGCUGUUAAUAAUAUUUCCUCUCUCACUGCCAUGGAGUCAGUACUGAUCCCAGUGGCGCCCUGUGGGUCUCCACCACUGUAACUGUUUACACUAGUAGAAAGCCAGUCUUUCUCAGUCAGAACUGCUGGUGGUUUUGAAAUAUGAAAAACAGUAUUUCUUGGCAACGAUUUGGUGUUGAAGCAAAUUUCAAUCAAAUACUUGCGUGUACAGAAUGUCAGUAGUAGGUAGUAUAGUAUAAUUUAUUGAAAUAUUUUAGACAUAAUGGAGAUGCCAAAGGUGAAUGUUUCACUGCAUUAUGAAAAUAACCCGUGUUCUCUUUGACUUUAUUCAAAUCUUUAUUAGAUUUUAGAAUUGCAAAAGGAAUGUGUAAAGAUCUUUGUUGAAAUGUACUCAGUUUAUCUCAAUCUGUUUGUGUUACCAAUUUUAAUCCAAAACAUUCUAAGGUUAGGAAAAAAAAUAUGCUUUCUCAAAUCCUUAUGAUGAAGACAAUAGUUGUAAAGGAAACAGUUUGAAAUAUAGCUAACCUCAUACUAAAAUUGGAAUUUAAAUAAUUUGACAAAUAUGCAGUGGCACGGUUGCAAUUUGGGGUCAAUAGUUUAACAUAUUCUCUACUAUACUUUAAAAGAUAGAAGAAUGUCUGUUUUCAAUCAUUUUAGGAAUUAUACAUAAAUAGCCUUGAAAUCAAUGUGCUUUAUUUAUUUAAAAUAACACAUCCUGAAGGGGAUCAUUUAUGCAGAACUAUCUGAAGACAUUUUCCACAAAGCAAACAGAAUACACUUUUGUGUACAGCUAGCAUUUUUUGAAAUACAUUUAAACAUAUUGUCUUGUAUGAUGAGAAAAUGUGAGUGACUAAUUUGGUAUCAGGAUUGUUUCGGUACUGUGUUUUCACUUCAACCACUGACAUAACAGAUACUACUCUGUUUAAUGUGUACUGAAGAUCAGUUAUUGUGCGUAGCGAUUGUACCUCUUGAAUUUGUGCAUAGGUGAUUCACAUUUUAAUGUAAAUAAAUAUCAUUUUGCAUUUUUUUAAA